GCCAUUGUCGCCGCCGCCGCGCUCGCGAUAGCGCUCUCGCCUUAAAGGGGCCGCGCCACCGAACAGCCCAGCAGGACCGGAGGGGGGGGGGCCCACAGCUCCGGCACCGUCACAGCGCCCAGCCCUGCGCCUACCGCCGCCAUGAGGGAGAUCGUGCACAUCCAGGCGGGACAAUGCGGCAACCAGAUCGGGGCCAAGUUUUGGGAGGUGAUCAGCGACGAGCACGGCAUCGACCCCACCGGCACCUACCACGGCGACAGCGACCUCCAGCUCGACCGCAUCAGUGUCUACUACAAUGAAGCCACCGGGGGUAAGUACGUGCCAAGAGCCAUCUUGGUGGACCUGGAGCCAGGCACCAUGGACUCGGUGCGCUCGGGACCCUUCGGGCAGAUCUUCAGGCCGGACAACUUCGUUUUCGGCCAGAGCGGCGCGGGCAACAACUGGGCCAAGGGCCACUACACGGAAGGGGCCGAGCUGGUGGACUCGGUCCUGGACGUGGUGCGGAAGGAGGCGGAGAGCUGCGACUGCCUGCAGGGCUUCCAGCUCACCCACUCGCUGGGCGGCGGCACCGGCUCGGGCAUGGGCACCCUCCUGAUCUCCAAAAUCCGCGAGGAGUACCCCGACCGCAUCAUGAACACCUUCAGCGUCGUCCCGUCCCCCAAGGUGUCGGACACGGUGGUGGAGCCCUACAACGCCACCCUGUCGGUCCACCAGCUGGUGGAGAACACGGACGAGACCUACUGCAUCGACAACGAGGCGCUCUACGACAUCUGCUUCCGCACCCUCAAGCUCACCACCCCCACCUACGGCGACCUCAACCACCUCGUCUCGGCCACCAUGAGCGGCGUCACCACCUGCCUGCGCUUCCCCGGGCAGCUGAACGCCGACCUGCGCAAGCUGGCGGUCAACAUGGUGCCCUUCCCUCGCCUCCACUUCUUCAUGCCCGGCUUCGCCCCGCUGACGUCCCGCGGCUCCCAGCAGUACCGCGCCCUCACCGUCCCCGAGCUCACCCAGCAGGUCUUUGACGCCAAGAACAUGAUGGCCGCCUGCGACCCGCGCCACGGCCGCUACCUCACCGUGGCCGCCGUCUUCCGCGGCCGCAUGUCCAUGAAGGAGGUGGACGAGCAGAUGCUGAACGUGCAGAACAAGAACAGCUCCUACUUCGUCGAGUGGAUCCCCAACAACGUCAAGACGGCCGUCUGCGACAUCCCCCCCCGCGGGCUGAAGAUGGCCGUCACCUUCAUCGGCAACAGCACGGCCAUCCAGGAGCUCUUCAAGCGCAUCUCGGAGCAGUUCACGGCCAUGUUCCGCCGCAAGGCCUUCCUGCACUGGUACACGGGCGAGGGCAUGGACGAGAUGGAGUUCACCGAGGCCGAGAGCAACAUGAACGACCUGGUGUCCGAGUACCAGCAGUACCAGGACGCCACCGCCGAGGAGGAGGAGGACUUCGGCGAAGAGGCUGAAGAGGAGACCUAAAAAGGGGGGGCGGCCUCCGCUCAUCGUCCUCGGAGUGCCCUCGUCCGUCACCAUUGCCACCGUCAGCGUCGUCCUCGGAGAGCCCUCGUCCUUCAGCGUCGUCCUCGGAGAGCCCUCGGCCUUCAUCAUCCUCUUCCUCGGAGACCUUCAGCCUUCACCGUUGUCACCGCCAAGCCCUCGGCCGUCAUCGUCGUCAUCCUCGGAGACCUUCAGCCUUCAUCGUUGCCCGCAGGGAGCCCCUGGCUUCGGAGCAGCCUUCGGCCUCAUCAUCCUCAUCCUCCACCAUCAGGUGGCCCCCAGAGCCCCCCUCGUUCCUCCAAAACCCUCAUCCCUCACCGGGCAUCAGUCAUCAUCGCCGUUGGCACCAUCACCGCCGAGCCACCAGCCCCUCCGUGUCCCCCUCGUUGUCCCCACAUCCCCCCCUCGCCGGGGGGGGGGGGGGGGGUGACGGCACCACUAAAUUAUUGCAGCUCCCCCUCCCCGGGCAACCAAUUUGCCCCCUUCUUUCCCCAAAACCACUUCCCCGGCUGCAGGGGGUUUCCAGGGUGGCCCUGUCCCCGCCGUGUCCCUGGCUGAGGGCUCUCCUGUCCCCUCCGUGUCCCUUUUUCCCCCGAAUCCAUCCCAUUUUAUUUUUUUUUUUCCCCUUUUUAAGCUUUUUUUUUUUUUUCAUAUUGAAAAGCCGCCCCCGGGCGAGGAAUAAACCCGGGAUGCAAAGCCA
This is a messenger RNA of Anas platyrhynchos (mallard), 2194 nucleotides long. It is a transcript of the gene TUBB, whose product is annotated as tubulin beta class I. Gene Ontology annotation, molecular function: structural constituent of cytoskeleton; GTP binding; GTPase activity. NCBI's taxonomy places the organism in Eukaryota, Metazoa, Chordata, Aves, Anseriformes, Anatidae. The record is from RefSeq and is a predicted model, not a curated record. Gene Ontology annotation, cellular component: microtubule. Gene Ontology annotation, biological process: microtubule-based process.